Molecule: messenger RNA, 918 nt
Organism: Bipolaris maydis ATCC 48331
Lineage: Eukaryota; Fungi; Ascomycota; Dothideomycetes; Pleosporales; Pleosporaceae
Source: RefSeq, a predicted model, not a curated record
CAGAAUAGGACACCUAAGGCAACGACAGUAGAAGAGGCUCUUGAGAUAGCUAGGAACCUAGUAAUCCAAGCAGCUAAUCUAGCUGAAAACAACCCUACCCAGCAGACUAGUCUACUAGACCUAGUAGAAGUCUUCAGAGACUAUACUGAGACAGGUAGAGUUAGUAAGAAGAACUCAGCAAUCCUAGGAGAUCAGAUCUCCUCUCUCUCAAAUGUCUCAAAGGAGCUUAGAGACAAAGUUCGACGCCUUGAAAAGCCUAUUCCUGCACAACCAAACCAGCAGGGUGAUAGACAGACAGCUGCUCUUACGCAGCCUAUAUCGUACGCUGCCAUUGCAGCUGCAAACAAGGAGCAACAGUGGACUACUAUGCAGAAGAAGGCACCUCAAAAGGCUAAGCCUAGCCUAAAGGAGAGGCAGCUCGUCCUAGUCAACCAAGGAGGCCCUGCUGCCUUUGACGCCCUUAGGCUAAGAAAUGCCUUCAACCAAGCCUUCACCUUGAAAGGAGGGGUGCAAUCGCCCGUAGUCGCCUCAGUCACGCUAUCCUCAAAAGGGAAUAAGGUAGUCACUACCACGCCUGCUUUUACAGCCAACUACCUGCUGGAAAACCAGGGUAUCUGGAAGGAUCUAGUAGCCUUUAAGGUAGCGCAGCCAAUUACCUCGUGGUUUAAAAUAGUCGUCCAUAGGCUACCUACUAACCACGGCCUAGAGGUAAUCAAGGAGGAGAUUGAGACCUUUAACAAAGGCCUUAAAGUAGUAGGCACUCCCUUCUGGCUCACUCCUGAGUCUAAGAGAGGGCAGCAAAGCUAUGGCUCCGCCUGCGUCGCCUUUGCGACUGAAGAGGAGGCCCUCAAGGCUAUAAGAGGAAAGCUCUAUAUCCUAGGAGAGAGCCUAAGAGCAGAGAAGCUACGAGUGCACUAG